GUGUUUUCAGCCAUCCUUUUGUGAUUAAUUGUUCUCUUUUAUUUAACCUUCGAACGAGAGAUUAAGCAAAGCAGUGGCCAAAAGUAUGUCGGCGGCGGCGACAACUAGCAGAGCGACUCGGCGGAUGGGAGCCGAUGAUGAGAAGUUAGUCUUCGAGACGACGGAAGGAAUUGAGCCGAUAAUGAGCUUCGAUCAGAUGGGACUUAAAGACGAUCUCCUCCGUGGAAUCUACAAUUACGGCUUCGAGAAGCCUUCGGCUAUCCAGCAGAGAGCGGUUAUGCCGAUAAUCAAUGGUCGCGACGUGAUUGCCCAAGCGCAGUCUGGUACCGGCAAAACUUCCAUGAUUGCCCUGACCGUAUGCCAAGUUGUCGACACUGCUAGCAGAGAGGUUCAAGCAUUGAUCUUGUCACCAACAAGGGAACUGGCUUCACAAACGGAGAAAGUGAUAAGGACAAUUGGUGAUUUCAUGAACAUACAAGCACACGCUUGUAUUGGAGGCAAAAGUGUGGGUGAAGAUAUAAGAAAGCUAGAACACGGAGUUCAUGUAGUGUCUGGAACUCCCGGUAGAGUUUGUGACAUGAUCAAGAGGAGAACCCUACGUACAAGGGCUAUUAAAUUACUGAUUCUUGAUGAAUCUGAUGAGAUGCUCAGCAGAGGGUUCAAAGAUCAAAUUUAUGAUGUUUACCGACAUCUUCCACCAGAGCUUCAGGUUUGUUUGAUAUCUGCUACCCUCCCUCAUGAAAUCUUGGAAAUGACGAGCAAAUUUAUGACUGAUCCUAUAAGGAUCCUUGUGAAGCGUGAUGAAUUGACUCUGGAGGGAAUUAAGCAGUUUUUUGUAGCAGUUGAAAGGGAGGAGUGGAAGUUUGAUACACUUUGUGAUCUUUAUGACACGUUGACUAUCACUCAAGCUGUUAUUUUCUGCAAUACAAAACGGAAGGUUGAUUGGCUAACUGAGAAAAUGCGUAGCAAUAACUUUACGGUAUCAUCAAUGCACGGUGAUAUGCCUCAGAAAGAAAGAGAUGCAAUUAUGGCCGAGUUUCGUGAUGGUGCAACCCGUGUUCUUAUCACUACAGAUGUUUGGGCCAGAGGGCUUGAUGUUCAGCAGGUGUCUUUGGUGAUCAAUUACGACCUGCCAAACAAUCGAGAGCUUUACAUCCAUAGGAUUGGGCGUUCUGGUCGGUUUGGUCGAAAGGGUGUUGCUAUUAAUUUUGUGAAAAGCGAUGACAUCAAGAUUCUAAGAGACAUAGAGCAGUACUACAGUACCCAGAUUGACGAAAUGCCAAUGAACGUUGCGGAUCUGAUAUAAGAAUGCUUGGAUCAAAGGGUAUGGUUGAACACGAUUCAUUGUAUUUUGUGAUCGACUUGUUUAUCUAGUUGCACGUGUCUGAGUGAUUGGCUUUGUAAGUCGAUUGAUGCAAACUGGAGGUUUUGGUAACAAGAAAAAAACUUAUCAGAUUAAGGCAUAAUGUUCGUGCUUUUGUUCCCUGUACUUGGAUUUGCUCAAAUUCCAGCAGUGUUGUUAAUUUAGGAGUUUUGAAGUCUCGUCUCUCUUAUUCACACCUUAUGCAUAUGGUUUUGGGGUUGGAUAUGUUCAUCUGUACCGUGUCUUUUAAGUACGAUGGAAGUUUUGAUUUACCAACACAGAAUUUCAGUAA
Hibiscus syriacus is the source of this 1655-nucleotide messenger RNA. Its product is annotated as eukaryotic initiation factor 4A-3-like. The record is from RefSeq and is a predicted model, not a curated record. Gene Ontology annotation, cellular component: nucleolus; catalytic step 2 spliceosome. Bases 86 to 1306 code for a protein of 406 amino acids. The transcript is spliced from 7 exons. NCBI's taxonomy places the organism in Eukaryota, Viridiplantae, Streptophyta, Magnoliopsida, Malvales, Malvaceae. Gene Ontology annotation, molecular function: mRNA binding; RNA helicase activity; ATP binding.